CACAGAUCCUGUUGGAGAGGGAUUAGACUACUUAAGAGCGAAUGCACGCCUCUCCCUUUAUCACACCGCUGCAGACCGUUCCUUUGGUUGAAUAAGCUGGACGGCAUUUUUGUUGUAAUUAUCUGUCUGCUUUAUUUGAAUUUUGCUGGGGGUGGCGCACUGCUUGGGAGAGCUUGAUAUUAACCCUCUGGCACAGGAGAGAUGGACAGUGCGUGAUAAGAUUUGAUUUCAGACGUUUUUGCAGAAGCGCCAUGGCGUAUGCAGCAUAUUGGCUGUCCAUUAAUGGCAGAUCAGUUUGUUCCCAAGUUGGAGACAAUCGUGGUAGCGGGUCUACAGCCUACAGUUCUGCCUAUGGCCAUAUUAAGUCACAGCCCAGCCAGGCUACGCCCAAGCCGGCGGCUCAGGUCUCCACUGGGAAGCCUGCACAGUUUGAGAAGGCAUCAUCAGCCUCCAGCAUGGCUACAAAGCCUGGGGUGGUAACCACAGCAACAGGCGGAGCUGCAGGAAGUGGUGUCACAGCAGCAGGAAGUGUCUCAGUUGGGACAACAGGAAAAAUGACAACUAAAGUCACAUCAGAGACUGCACAUGUUGCUCCUAACACCACGGCCUCAGGUGCUACUGUUAUUGACAUGUCUUCAGCUGGGGCUGCUGUUGUUGACAUGACAUCAGCUGGGGCGCAGGGAAGGCCUAAAGAGAGCUCACAGUUAAAGACUGCAUCCGUCCCCCAAGUCAAAGCGACAACAGUUUCCUCUUCUGCCACUGGAGCGCCUGGAGCCGCUGGCGGAGCAGCGACUGGCGCAGCAGGCAGUGCUGCCGUUACCAAACCUAAAGAGUCUCCCAAAGGCACAACCAAGAGUGCUACUGCCACGGCAACAGUCAAAGCUGAUGAUCCUAAAGUUGAUCCUGCUAAAGUGUCAAAACCUGCUGCAGCAGCCACAGCUGUGGCUGGACAUGUCUCUGUGAAGGGGAAGACAGAUGAAGAUAAAUCUACACUUCCCAAGGUGCAGGUGGAGGUUAUCCCCCCUGAGGCCAGGGCCCCAAAACCAGCCAAAGAGGCGCCUGAAGUGGAUCCGUUUGAUGCCCUGGCUGAUAUUUUGCCACCAUCUGAACCCCUCCGCCCCCUACAACCUGUAUACACCGGGCCAGAGGUCAAAGAGCGUGACGUCACCUCCACAAAGGGUGUAAGAUGUGGAGAAAGAGAGGACACACUGCCGCCAGGCUACAGAUUUGAAGAUAUGGCUCCUGGUCUCGCAGAUGUCAAACCCAAAGAUGUUCCUAAACCGAUAAGCACAGAUGAAGCCCUCGAUUCUCUGUCAGCUGGCUUCCUGACCUCCACCGAUUCAGCUGCCCCCAAGAAACAAGAGAAAAUGGAUAAGGUUGACAGUGUCAGUGCCUCGUCUGCUGGCUUCUCUAACUAUGCACCGCCUCCCUCCACUCAGAAGAAACCUGAAACCGGUGCAGCUCCCUCUGUGGCUGUGAAUCCUGCUGCUUCUCCUGUUGAUAAGAAAGCCAAGAUGGAGAAAGCUGCUGAUGAUUUCUCUCUGACGGCUGGACUGUCUUCUGCUCCUCCCAAGAAACCUGAAGUUUCUGCUACUGUGGCUGCCCCUGUGGCCGUGAGUCCUCCUGCUCCCACAGAUAAGAAAGCAAAGGGGGAGAAAUCUGCAGCAGAUUUAUCUCUGAAGGCUGGACUGGGUGCCAAAGUGGACACUAAGCCCAAGACUGAUGAAGGUGCCUCUAUGUCUUUGGAUGCUCUCAGUGCUCUCGGGGACACCCUGGCUGGCCCCGAACCAACACCUGAACCCCCCAAACUCAGACCUGAGGACAUCAUCACGGAGCCAAAAUUCAAGGGCGAGAAAGGUGUGCGUGUGGGAGAAAGGGAGGACACUCUUCCUCCAGAGUACAGAUUCACAGAAGACAAACUCAAAGACCUGCCGGCUCCUAAACCUGAGCCCACCAUAGGGACUGGUGAUGCUCUGGACAUCUUGUCUGGAGACUUCCUGACCUCCUCUACAGCUCCUGCUGUCCAGGCUCCUGUCAUCACACCUUCAGCUCCUCCUGCACAGGCCAAAGUAGAGGAUCUGUCAGCUCUGGAAGCACUUGCAGGAGAUUUUGUGGCUCCAACGAAGGCUUCUGCUGUCCAGGCCCCCAUCCCUCCUCCUGCCAAGAAGACACCAGAGGCAGUUGUCUGUCCUGCAGGCAAACCCAGCCCAGCAAAACCCACUACUGAUGAGGGUGACUCAAUGUCUCUGGAUGCUCUCAGUGCUCUUGGUGAAUCCUUGGCAGCCCCCGAACCGAAGCCUGAGCCCCCCAAACUCCGACCUGAGGACAUCAUCACGGAGCCAAAAUUCAAGGGCGAGAAAGGUGUGCGUGUGGGAGAAAGGGAGGACACUCUCCCUCCAGAGUACAGGUUUACAGACGACAAGCUCAAAGACCUGCCUCCUCCUAAACCUGAGCCCACCAUAGGAACUGGAGAGGCUCUGGACAUCUUGUCUGGAGACUUCCUGACCUCCUCUACAGCUCCUGCUGUCCAGGCUCCUGUCGUCACACCUUCAGCUCCUCCCGCACAGCCUUCUGCAGACUUUGCCCUAGAUGCCUUGGCAGGAGAUUUUGUUGCGCCUACUGUCGCUCCUGCAGUGAAGUCUGGUGUUUCUCUUCCCACAGCAACCUCUCCCGAGCUGUCAACAGGAGCAACAGAUGCUCUGGAGGCUCUCUCAGACACCCUGAUGGACAUCGCUCCCACCCCUGCUGAACCUGCCCCGGUCCCUGAUAAAAAUAUUAUCAAGGAGAAGGAGCUCACUGAAGAGAGGCUGAUUAAGAUGGGGGAGAGAGACGACACACUGCCACCGGAGUUUCGACUCACUGAGGAAGAGCGCAAGGCAAUGGAAGAAGCCAAGGCCAAGGAGGCUGGCAAACCCAAGAAGAAGUCUAUGGAUGAUAAAACAGCCUUGGACUUGCUGUCCAGUGAUUUCUCUGCUGCUCCUGCGCCUGAGGCUCCAGCAGCAUCAUGUGCAGCAGCCUCAACAAAGCUCGUGCCUCCUGUGGUGGACUCACAGCCCCUCAAGCCCAUGCCGGGACCUGUCCUGGACUCCCUGUCCAGCACCCUGCUGCCAGACGCCCCAGAGUUCAAACCCAAGGGAGACAAACCAAAGGGCAAGAGCAAGUCAAAGUCAAAGUCCAAAAAACAUCAUGCAGAAGAUCCAUCUGCCCCUGAGCAGCUGUCUGGUCAGCUGAGUUCAGACGUUGUGCCAACAUCCACAAAAAAGGGAGGCAAGAGCUAGACGGCUCGGGUCUCGGUGCAAACUGUCCUCCCAGCCACAGGGAAGCGUUACUGAGGGAGCUGCUCUCUGGAUGAUGAAUCUAUUUUUUCUAAAUGGUCGAGAAUGUAUACUGGAGGAAAGACAGAUCUAGUGAUACCCAUAAAACAUGCUGACACGCAGCCACACACACACACACACACACACACACACACACACUCACAUACAGAGCUCUGUGCACAGAGCCCCCUUUGCUUGGUUUCACAUACAGUCAAGGACUGACAGCUUGUGAUUUCUGUCCUUUGAGAAACUGAAAGGACAGGCAUUAAAACAAGAGACAAAGAUGAUAGAACGAGGGACGAAUAGACAAAGAAGAGAGGGAAAUUGUAAAAUGUGGAUAUUAAAGAAGGAGUGAGAAGUUUGUUUUAUUUUAUUUUAUUUUUUUUUUUACAUGUUCAGAGUUGCUGGUUAGUGUGUCAAAGCUGUUGAGGGACGUAAGGCGAUGCCUGCCGAGAGUCCUGCCCGUGCAUCUCAGCCGACAGUUUCUGCUUUUCCAGCAACACACUAAAUGAACCCAACGCAGCCGUUAUUUCACCACGCUGUUGCUGCGAUGUUGCCACUUUGUUGGAGCACUAGAAACUGUCAGCUCGUCAGAAGGCAGUGCGGGGCGGGUGUAUAGGAUCGGGAUGUUCGUGCAAUCUUUGUGUACACAGAGAAGCCAAGUUUUCUAUUGUCAUGUGGUCAGAUUACGACACUAGUGUACAGCUUAGUUUGCUUAUACUGAUGCCAACAUUUAGUUUACAACAUUAAAAAUGUGUCAGUGGAUUUACAGGAUGUGGUCUGCUUGAUUCUGUAUCUGAGAACGUCUGGCAAAUGGUAUUUAGUUUCUGUGGCACAAUGUCUGUCAAGAGAAGGGUCUUACAUGUGUAUUUGGCCUUGUCGAAAAAGCUUCCAUUGGUUUCCAAAAGUGCACUUAACACAUUAACCUAUGUGGUUGCAGACUUUGUAAACUGCCUUUGUAUACUGUAAAAAAAAAAAAAGAAGAAAAAGAAAGAAAAAAAGAAUUAUGCUUUAUGUAAGACAACACUGUAUAAUUCACACAGUCCCAAAGGGCUCUCACUUUCAGCUGUAAAGUCAAAAUCAAUAUAGCUUACUUUCCCAAGAUUUUUUUUCCCUGUCUUUUUGUUUUUUUUUCAGGUGUGAGUCAAAAGUUAAGAGUGCUAUUUUCGAUGUGGGAGUACUAAUAAAAAAAAUAAAUAAAUCUGAAACUUAGAUAUGUGUAGUUGCCGUAUGUAGAGUCUGGCUUAUUUGUAUGUAAAAAAGAAGGGAUCGAGGACAAAUUUAUUCUGAGCAAUAAUGCGAUAAUAAUUUGACAAAAAAAAAAAAAAAAAAGAAAUGCCACAGUACUGUCUGGAGAAAUGCUGCACAUACUGAGCAUAAAUGUAUUGCAGAAAAAAAAAAA
Myripristis murdjan (pinecone soldierfish) is the source of this 4716-nucleotide messenger RNA. RefSeq names its product calpastatin (gene cast). Gene Ontology annotation, cellular component: cytoplasm. The coding region runs from base 252 to 3278 and encodes 1008 amino acids. The record is from RefSeq and is a predicted model, not a curated record. Gene Ontology annotation, molecular function: calcium-dependent cysteine-type endopeptidase inhibitor activity. The transcript is spliced from 32 exons. NCBI's taxonomy places the organism in Eukaryota, Metazoa, Chordata, Actinopteri, Holocentriformes, Holocentridae.